Molecule: messenger RNA, 1272 nt
Organism: Rotaria sp. Silwood1
Lineage: Eukaryota; Metazoa; Rotifera; Eurotatoria; Philodinida; Philodinidae
Source: the annotation of a GenBank genome assembly
AUGGAAGCCGUAGAAAGAAUCAUCGGAAGUGAUGUAGUUCUACUCUGGCUUGAUGAUCAUAUUGGUCAAGCUGAAAAUUGUAUUGAACUUAAACAAGAAUUUGAAUCAAAUACAACUAAUAUAUAUUUCUUUAAUGAUGUUGAUCAAUGCCGUCGAUUUUUAUCAUCGAUUCGACAAAAAAAACUUUUCUGUAUUAUUCAAGGUCGACAUGCACAAAGUAUUGUUCCUGAUAUAAUUAAAUAUGGAAUUUUACCAGUGGUUUAUAUUUUUUGUUUUGAUAUGAGUAGUCUAACUAAAUGGGCUUCAGAUAUUGAAUGUAUAUUAGCUGGUGGUAUAUUUACUCAUGAAAAAGAUCUUUUGGCUAGAUUAACACAAGAUUUAUCUGAUUAUGCUAAUUUAAAAGUUCAAGAAUAUCGUUUAAAAAGAGCUGCUUGUGAUGAAUGGGCACAAAAUUUAACUAAAAAUGCUAAACGAUUUCGACAGGAACAAUGUACUUUAACCUAUGCUACAGAUCCAUUCAAAGAAUAUACAAAUCAAUUAGAUAAAAUUUAUGAAAUAAAUCUUCAUGGAAAAUUUACAGUAAUUGUGCGUAGAUCAUUUGUUCGAUUACAUGUUCAUCCAACAACACAUGUUAAUCCAUGUUAUUUAUAUGAUUUAUCAUCUAUAUGUGAUUCUGAAAUGAUUGGAAAAUCGAAUUUAAUUGAUAAUUAUUCUUAUCUAGACGAAAAUAGAAAAGAGAAAAAACGAAAAUUAAUACAUAGAAAAAUGAGAAAAUUAAUAACACAUUAUAAAAAAGCGAUUAAAGAAAAUAAAUCAUCAACAUUUUUUGUUUAUGCAUAUUUUGAAUCUAUUAACUCUUCAACUAUUGGUGAAAUUCUUUCUGAUUUAAUUCAUCAUGAAGUACAUGUAGCGGAUGCAAAUCCUAAUCUAGAACCAUCAACUGAUCUCCUCACAUUUCUUUCUGAUACAUCAGAAAUUUGUCAUAUACUUCGGACAAUCAUAACCAAAAAAUAUUCAUGUCAAUUAUUAAAUCCAAAAAAUUUUCUUCAAUAUCAAUAUUUAAUUGAUAUUCUUCAGAGUUCAGAAUUUAUUCUUGAAUAUCUUCGUCAAUUUCAUUCACAUGAAAAAGUUUUUUUGAUUGAAAUCUUAACACAUCUUUAUCAAAUUUUAUCAUCAAUGAAUAAUAACUCAUAUAAAUGUCAAUAUAUUUGUCAAUGUCUAUUUGAUAUUCUUCAGAAAUUAAAUAGAAAAAAAAGUUCUUAUUCACAAUAA